AUGUCGCCGUCAACUUCAUCAAGUCGUAAACGAACCAAGACCUUCACGGGCUGCUGGACUUGUCGAAGUCGGAAACUCAAGUGCGACGAAGCACCUACAAUCUCCAUUCUUGGAAGCGCUGAGAUUGAUGAAGCCCUGUCCACUAUCGACAAUUGCCCGUGGACAGGGUACGGCGAAGCAGGUUUGACAACAACUCGUGGUCCAUUCGGCGUCUUCCAGGUCUCCACAUCUGCCAAUUCUCUGCCUUCUACGUCUGUCGAGUUUAGGACCAAUGACGCCCAACCUGGACGCUGGAACGAAACGACAUUGGAGAAUCCCCAAAUUCAGGAGUAUCUGUCGACUGUUUUUGAAGAAGACUCCAUCAGGAAUGGUCAUUCUCGUCAGCCCUCACAGAAUUCAUCUCAGAGUCCCCCCGACUUCAAUUUGACGCAGCAGAAUGAGCCAUAUUCUCCAUUCUUUGACCAAAAUCCAUACCACAGCCCCUCAGUAUCCCGGCCAGGAUUACAUUUCCCACACGAGACUCCUUGUUUUGUAGAUCGGUUUGGGCAACAAGACUUGAAUUGGCCCUCGUCGGGAGACCCGACAUUCCAGUAUGAGGAAGAUGAUGAGAUUGAAGAUCCGUUAUCAUUGUCAUUUUACCAACCUCGUUCCACAUUCAUGUCUCACGACAAUCGCUUUCUGUUGCAACACUACAUGCAUAAAGUGGUCAAACUCUUUUGCGUGAUUGACAACACCAAAAGUCCAUGGAGGUCAUUUCACUUACCCCGAGCCCUUCAGAGCUGUGGGGAGCUCGGAGCAUUUGGCGCGACUUCCAACGCCCGUAACGCUUUGCUUCAUGCCAUUUUAUCGGUCAGCGCAUAUAUUCUCGUCAACAAUUUGACGAUUGCAGGCCAAGACAAAGAUAUUGGGAAAUGGUCAAGGAUGGCGCUCCAAUUGCGAUACAAAGCCAUCAGACUUUUAAAGCAUUCCGUUGAACACGAUCUUCAUUCCAAAUCCAAGCCCAAAUACAAGGAGUUGUUGGCUGCCAUGCUCUCCAUGAUAACGAUUGACGUUGUUUCUGGCGAUACAGGCACAUGCUCGCUUCAUCUCUCCGGGUGCGAGCAGCUCAUUCGUAGUGCAAGUAAGACAAAGACUAAAUAUUCUCCCAAAGCAAGAGCCCUGCAUCGAAUUUUCUUCUAUCUACGAACGAUACAUGCGAGUACAACCUUGGAUAAACAAGAUUGCCAUCCAAAUUGCCAGGCGCAAUCGGCAGCUUCAGGCCCCCCAGAUGAUGCCUUGGAGACAGACAGAGUCGACGAUGAUGACUGGCUUGAGAUGGGUGAUAGUAGUUCCACGGACAUGACUUCCUGCGAAUAUAUCUACGGUGUUCCACAGAGUCUUCUCGUGGUCAUGAGAAAUGCAAUACGAGUCGUCCAGCUGGUUGCUCGGUUUCGUCGGCGCAACCCGGGCGUUCUAUACUCUACCAAACUAGCCGAAAUGUGUGAUGAUAUUGAUGAAGAGAUCCUCAACUGGCCAAUCGAGUCCGAGCUAUCGAAGUGCUCCUCGGUGUUGCGCGGAGAUAAUACGGGAAAAAUCAUCGACCAUCAAACCCGGGCUUUUCAUCACGCCAUCGUCUUGUAUUUCUCGCAACAUGUCCGACUUAUACAUCAUCGCCACUUGCGGCCGUAUGUCGAAAGCGUGCUUUCGCAUCUGGAAGCGAUCGAAAAGAUCAAGGACGAGUCAAAGGUCUAUGCUGGACCUCUAUUUUGGCCGGCCUUUAUUGCUGCGUCCGAGGCAUUCGACGCCUCUCUUCAGGUUCGCUUCAAAGCAUGGUUUGACAGAGCAAAGCGAUACGGCUUUCAGGCAGCCUGGGGGGGCAAUGCCAUCGCCCUUGAGGUCUGGAACAAAGACAGCACGCCAAAAUCUCGAGUUACAAGCCAAUGGCGAGCAAUUGCCGAAGAAAGACAAGCUGAGUUGAUGCUGACCUGA
This is a messenger RNA of Rhinocladiella mackenziei CBS 650.93, 1968 nucleotides long. RefSeq lists its product as uncharacterized. Lineage: Eukaryota; Fungi; Ascomycota; Eurotiomycetes; Chaetothyriales; Herpotrichiellaceae. Gene Ontology annotation, biological process: positive regulation of transcription by RNA polymerase II. Gene Ontology annotation, molecular function: DNA-binding transcription factor activity, RNA polymerase II-specific; transcription cis-regulatory region binding; zinc ion binding. The record is from RefSeq and is a predicted model, not a curated record. The transcript has 3 exons. Gene Ontology annotation, cellular component: nucleus. Bases 1 to 1968 code for a protein of 655 amino acids.